Messenger RNA from Macrobrachium nipponense, 2208 nucleotides. RefSeq names its product UDP-glycosyltransferase UGT5-like. The transcript has 8 exons. Bases 160 to 1713 code for a protein of 517 amino acids. Gene Ontology annotation, molecular function: UDP-glycosyltransferase activity. The record is from RefSeq and is a predicted model, not a curated record. NCBI's taxonomy places the organism in Eukaryota, Metazoa, Arthropoda, Malacostraca, Decapoda, Palaemonidae.
GACGUAAUCUCAGAAUGCGAUGCGAGUUGCGGCCUAUAGUUGGUUAGUUGUGUGUAGCUCGCUUCGCCCAGUCUGUCAGAAGCUCGUGCUACAGGUGUGAGGUUCCUGCGGGUCCACUUCUGUGUUUGUUUGUAUUUUUUGUCCAGUGAAGAGUUUGAGAUGAGGCUGCCCCAUCUAUCUCUGUUGCUCCUUGCGUUCCUUGGCUCCAGUCAGGGAGACCUGGCCCCUCCUGAAAGGAGCUACAAGAUCCUCAUGCUCCUCCCAGCUUCGUCGAAGAGUCACAGGAAUGUGUUCAUGCCCUUAGCUGAGGCCCUGGCCGACAGAGGGCACCAGAUAGUGAUGCUUACGAACCACAACAAACCAUCCAAGCACCCGAACAUCCGGGAAAUCAACCACGGACUCGACGAUUUCAACACGGACAACAUGAACAUGUUCGAGGAGAGGAAGAAACCGGCUGGCGCCUUUCAGCUGUUCAAGACUGCUCUGCCCAGCCUGGCGCGGAAGUUGUACCAGCUGCCCGAAGUGAAAGAGCUCUUUGAGAAGAGGAAGGAGUUCGACCUCAUUGUCAUCAACCACAUGUUUAAUGAGAUUAUCUACCCAUUUGCCCAUGAAAUGCCUUUCAUCACAGUGGCCACCCCAGGCAUGGACUUCCGACAGAGUGCCGUCUUAGGAAACCCACUGAGCCCAGCCUACGCUCCUGGAUUUCAUGGGGCUCAAGGCUUGGAUACCCUGUUUGGUCGCCUCAAAAACCUAUUUGGUCAUGUUUUUAUGGCUUUCUACUGGAGAAUCUGGGCCAUUAUACCUCUUGUUCAAGAAGAGAUCGACAAGCAUUUCCCUGAUUUUCCUCCUCUCCUCGAAAUUGAAAGGAACCAGAGCCUCACCUUGAUGAACUCCCACUUCUCUAUGGAUACGACUUACCCUCUUUUACCAUCUCAAAAGGAAGUCGGAGCAAUGCACUGUCGACCUGCGAAGCCACUGCCAGAGGACCUACAAUCGUGGAUUGAAGGAGCUGGAAAAGCUGGUGUUGUCUACUUUAGCUUGGGUUCAGUAGCCAGAGGUGACACGAUGCCAGUGGAAUACAGGAACAUGUUCAUCGAGGCUUUCAAGAGACUAGAACAGAGAGUCCUCUGGAAGUUUGAAUCAGACCUUGAAGGAGUGUCUGAUAAUGUCAAGAUCAGCAAGUGGCUUCCACAGCAAGACAUUCUAGCCCAACCCAACGUGAAGGUCUUCAUCACUCACGGCGGUCUCCUGAGUUCUCAAGAAGCCUCUUACCAUGGCACACCUUUGCUAGCACUACCCAUCUUCGGAGAUCAGCCAAAGACUGGGGAGAAGAUUGUUAAUGAUGGAUUAGGCCUAUCUCUUGUCUGGGAAGAACUGACGGUUGAGUUGCUCGUGGAUUCCCUCCAAGAGAUUAUCAACAACCCGAAGUACAGAGAAAACGCAGCAAUGGUAUCGAAGCUCUCCCAGGACCAGCCUGAGCACCCUGUAGACCGAGCUGUCUUCUGGACAGAGUACGUCAUCCGUCACCAAGGAGCCCCAAAGCUGAGGUCGCCAGCAGCCAGUCUCUCCUGGGUGGAACUCCUUCUUCUGGAUGCCGCGGCUCUUGUUCUCCUGACUGUCGUAGUAGUCCUGCUCUUGAUAUCCUGGCUCUUCAAAAAGAUCCUGCGCGCCAUUUUCGGCUCUGCGGAAAAACACAAGAGAAAGACCGAGUGAAAAGACAAUGAGGUUCUAAUAUUUCUUGGCGGUCAUUCUCUUUACAGUCUUUUGUUUAUGUCCUAAACACGCCGCUAAGGUGGAUACCUACCGGCUUAAAACCUUUAGAGGUCACUAUCCUGGAAAGAUCCGGUAAUGAAAAUGGUCUGUCUCUGCCCAGUGAGACGAAGCUCAUUCUACCAGGUGCUAAAGAUGUGCAGUCACAUUUUAACGAUUUUUUAGAGAUAGCGAGAGAAGCGUGUAUAAUCCAUUUUAUAGGAGACACUGUUCUAUUGAAAGUUAAAGCGUUUGAUACUUACAUAGGUGCACAUAAGUACAGAUCAACAAUGAUAGUAUACUGCCACUUAGGCAGCUGUAGGCUUACUGUUGUACAUAAUACAAAUAUCCUUUGUACUUUUUCAUUGUCAUUACAUUUUGAAUACAAUUUGAAAUAAACAUUUGAUUCUGCAUUUUUCAAAUUAGAUACAGAAGAUUUUAAAUAAGAUUUUUUUUUUA